AUGGGGUGUUCGAGUGUAACCCCGCUCAGACGCAGCUCAUCCAUCCUACUACACAUUCAUUUCCAUCUGUCCUACAAUAUCCUGUUUUCAACACUCGAUCUCGAGUUCGACAAACUGCGGCAACUCACCCUUCAACUCAACGCGGGGCUGAUGACCGCGAACUGGAUGAGCAGACUGGGUGUCAAGACAAGAAUCAUCGACAAGAGAGGCACAAAG
Scutellospora calospora is the source of this 216-nucleotide messenger RNA. The record is from the annotation of a GenBank genome assembly. NCBI's taxonomy places the organism in Eukaryota, Fungi, Glomeromycota, Glomeromycetes, Diversisporales, Gigasporaceae.